Ananas comosus (pineapple) is the source of this 1252-nucleotide messenger RNA. Its product is annotated as protein bfr2. The record is from RefSeq and is a predicted model, not a curated record. Bases 25 to 1086 code for a protein of 353 amino acids. The transcript has 2 exons. Gene Ontology annotation, molecular function: protein binding. NCBI's taxonomy places the organism in Eukaryota, Viridiplantae, Streptophyta, Magnoliopsida, Poales, Bromeliaceae.
UAUUUUUUGUUUUUUGAGUUAUAUAUGUAUAUAUAUUCUUCGUGUCCUCCUCUUCUCGAACCCAUGGAGCUCGAAUCCGAAGAAGGGGCGAAGAUCCCCAUGAAGCGGGGCUCCACGACCCACAUCGGAAGAGCCCUAGGGUUUCCGUCGGGCCCUUCCUCCUCCGAUCGCACCGUCUCCCGCCGCCACCUCUCCCUCCGCCAUGACGAAUUCGAGCUCCAGUUCGAAGUAAUCGGGAGGAAUCCCAUCGUGGUUCGGAGCGCCAAUGGUGGGGGCGAUAGGGUUUAUCGGAACUCGGAGAAGGGCGAGCUGAAACGUGGGGAUCGGGUCUCCUUAUCCCUAAAAACCCCAUUUUUUUGGGUUGUGAGGAGAGUGGGAGGAAGGGGGGAGGAGGGGGAGGUGGAUAGGGCGGUGUUGGAUGCGGUGGAGAGGAGGGAGAAGAGGACAUUGGAGAGGAGGAGGAGGAGGGAGGAGGAAGAGGCGGCUAGGGCUCCGAUUUAUGGAGGAGAAGUAGAUGACGAAGUGUUUAAUGCAGCGCUGGAAUCGGAUUUGGCUCAUUUGGAUCUCCCCCAAAUUGAUCCAGUUCAAGAGUUCGGAUUCAUAGUGAUGGGUCACGAAUUUGACAAUUACCCGAAGCAAAAGCUCCGUCCUAUGAAGAGUUGGAAUUGGUAUCUUGAGGAACCAAGAGAGAAGAACUCUGAUGAAGAGGAAGGAGCAGCAGCCAAUGAUGAAGCAGUCACUUUAAAGGGUAAAAGCAAGAAUAGGAGAAGAAAAAAUAGCGGCAAAGAAGGCGAAGACGAGGAUUGGAUGGGGGAGAGCGAGGACGAGGAGGAGUUCAUCUCAAAAUCCGGAAGUGCCAAGAGAUCUAAAUAUUCUACAAGAUCUAAGGACCCCAAAAAACCACGUAGUGAUUCGAUGCAACGUAAAGGUGUUAUGGGUUAUAAAGAUGGAGAGUAUGGGGAAGGCGAGGAAGACGAGACCUUGGGAGGUUUUAUUGUUGACAAUGACGACGAAGAGGAAGCAACAUUGGAUGAGGAAGAAGAGGAAUUUGAUGAAGAAUAUGAUGGCGACGACGAUAAUGAUUGAUUAGGCGCCGAGGUGUUUUUGCAUCAUGGGUGAAGUCAAACUAUGGAGAAUAGAGUAAGUUUAGUUUUUUGGUUUGUUGUAUCAUAGUUUGUAAAUAUGUUGGUUGUGAAUAAUGUUUUGAUAAUUGUUGAUCAAUAUUCAAUAGUUCUUUUUUUUGUCUUAUUAA